Portunus trituberculatus (swimming crab) is the source of this 1684-nucleotide messenger RNA. RefSeq names its product serine/threonine-protein kinase SBK1-like. The record is from RefSeq and is a predicted model, not a curated record. Gene Ontology annotation, molecular function: protein serine/threonine kinase activity; ATP binding. The transcript is spliced from 2 exons. NCBI's taxonomy places the organism in Eukaryota, Metazoa, Arthropoda, Malacostraca, Decapoda, Portunidae. Gene Ontology annotation, biological process: peptidyl-serine phosphorylation; peptidyl-threonine phosphorylation. Bases 1 to 1422 code for a protein of 473 amino acids.
AUGUCAGCCACCCACUGUGCCACGCGCGCCAGGAUAAAGGCCCAGGCACUGCCUCCCCAAUGCCACACUGCUCCUGACACCGACCCGGCCUGGCUGUGUCGCGGUGCCUCUGCCACUCAUACCACUACCACUGCUGUGCCUCAGGUGAGGCGUGACGACCCUGCAGGGCGCGACGCUAACCCGCCAGCGUGCCCAGCAGCAGCCAUGAUGUUCCCCGAGGCGCGGAGCGUUGAUGACGAGGGUGACGAGGUUGAUGAGUGCGGUGAGGGCGCGUGGCUGCAGGAGGUGAGCGCAGCGCACGUGGAGCGGCAGUUCUUUGAUGUGCGCGUUUUGGCGUCAGGAUGGUACACGCAGGUGUUCAGCGCGCGCCACCAGCGGCUGUCUGAAGGGCGCCGCCUGGUGCUGAAGGCCGUGCGGCGUGGCACCACCACGCGUAGGGACUUCCUGAGGGAGGCGCGCCACCACGCCUUCCUGUCCGCCUGCCCUCACGUGCUGGCCUGCUUCCCGCCGCCCUUCACCACAGCCUCAUCCUUCGUGCUGCCCCUGGAGGAGGCGCCCGGUGGGGACCUAGCAGGCCUGGUUGGGCGUGGCGGCGUGGGCGAGGAGGCGGCGCGGCGCGUGGCGGCACAAGUGGGCGCCGCUGUGUCCUUCACGCACGCUGCGGGCGUGGUGCACCGGGACGUGACGCCUGCCAACCUGCUGGCCAUGGACGCCGCUCUGGCUCAGGUCAAACUGGCGGACUUUGCUGCGCGCCGCGUCGGGGCUAUGGUGACCCGCGGCGCCCUGCCUCUGCCCUGGCUGGCGCCCGAGGUGGUCUGCCUCCACGCCCACGACAUGUACGCCGCCCACCCCGCGCAGGACGCGUGGCAGCUGGGCCUGCUGCUGGUGGUGCUGCUGACAGGCGCGCUGCCCUGGGCCGCCGCGGACCCCGAGGACCCACACUACACAGCCUGGGAGGCGUGGGCGCGCCACCCCGCCACCGGCCUGCCGCCGCGCUUCAGGCUAUUCUCGCCGCGCCUGCUGUGCCUGCUGCGCCGCCUGCUGCACCCAGAGCCAGCGCUGCGCUGCCCCGCCGCGGCCCUGCAGCAGGAGGCUGAGGCGGGGCGUCGAUGGCUGGCGCGGGACCCUGACCCCUUCGACCCGUGCCUGCAGGACGCGCCGCGCCCCGCCGCCUUCCUGCGACGCGCCGAGCAGCGGGUGGCCAGGGUGCUGCGCCGCUACCUGCGCCGCGCCAGCCCCAAGUACAAGAAGGUGACCUUCGCCAAGGUCCUGGAGGAGCGCCGCGAGGUGCAGCGAUUCGAGGAACACCAGGAGGAGGAGGACCACGAGGAGGAGGAGGAGGAGGAGGAGGAGGAGGAGGACAUGGGGGGUUGGUUCCUGGGCAGUGAGUGCAUCCUGGACUACUACUGCGCCCCGCCCUGACUUGCCACGCCCGCCACGCCACGCCCACACUCCUGUACCUGUACCUCGCCGCCCCGCACCGCCCCGGGCGUGACUCACGGGGCGCGACACACACUCUAUUUUUCUAUGACGCGUCACCGCUUUGUGCCCUUUUGUACUUUUGUACGAGGAGGAGGACCAAGGAGAAGAAGAGGAAGAAGAUGGGGAGGAGGAAGAGGAGAAGAAGGAGGAAGAGGAGAAGAAGGAGGAAGAGGAGGAGGAGGAGGAGGAGGAGGAGGAGGAG